GUCAAAUUGAAGCAAGUUGAAAAAUAACUUAUUUUUACUGUUUUUUGACGUCAAAUAUCUCAAAAAACUGUAAAAAUUUGAUGCUGACAUAUAUUGAGCAAUAUGUAGGGAAUGCUUAAAUCUAGUAAUGAUGUAAUUCAUUGCAAGAAAUGAUCUAGUAUAAGGCAAACUUUGAGAAACUUGUCAAUCACAAAACCUGCCAUUGACUUUAUACAUGAGAAAGUUUCCUGAAAAUGACGAAAUCCUACUUUUUGCCAAAUUUUAUAGAGUAAACACCAAAAACUGUAAUUCAAAGAGCUUUGAAAUCUUCAGAGGACAUAAGUUGCAUAUACAGCAACUACUAAAAGUUAUUUGAAAGUUCUACUUCCACAAAGUGUCCAGUAUUUACAGAAAAUUUGACUUUUUGACGUCAAAAUCCACAAUUUCUCGGAAACCGGGCGAACUUGGGAAAUGGCGAUGAUAGGUCAAAUAGGCAUUAUGGAUGUGCAUACAAUGAAUGUGGGUACGACUCAAUCCGAAUAGCAGUUUUAAUUUGUGCGGCCAAUGUUGACGGACGGACCAACGGACGGACGGACGGACCAACGGACGGACGGACACCUGGUCGAUCUCAUAGGCUCACUGUGUGAGCCAAAAACCACAUAUCCCAUGUUAUUCCCCCAGUCUGAGUCUGUGUUUAAUUUAGUUAUUAUUAUACAAACUAAACAAACUAGUCAAAGAAAACAACUGAAAGUCAGGCUUCCCAAACAUUUCAUUGGCGAUGACCUUGAGAAAACAAAAAUAACAUCAUUAAGUUCUGAAACAUUAAGUCUAAUGGGGAUCGCAAGCUGGGAAAUAGCGCUCAGCAAUGUGAAAUUUACAAAAUGUAAGAGUGCCACAGAGAUAGACAAUCAGAGUUUUAAAAAAACCUCAAGGCCCAUAUUGAGCCAAGACAUUUGGCUGCAAAAAUGAAGGUUUUUGCUGG
This is a messenger RNA of Owenia fusiformis, 961 nucleotides long. The record is from the annotation of a GenBank genome assembly. Lineage: Eukaryota; Metazoa; Annelida; Polychaeta; Sabellida; Oweniidae.